Messenger RNA from Owenia fusiformis, 1283 nucleotides. Lineage: Eukaryota; Metazoa; Annelida; Polychaeta; Sabellida; Oweniidae. The record is from the annotation of a GenBank genome assembly.
GCAGGGGAAAGUAAUAGUGCGCAUGCGCAGUGACCUUUACCUAGAUGCCCACGUUGAAGAACUACUGAAGGAUAACUCGGUCCAUUUAGAAGAGUUUUCUGAGCAGUACGAUAUUAGAAAUGGCACCAGUUGUGGGGCAGAAGACUGCAGAUGGUGAGGGACGUGAUGGCAUAAAUGCUAUUCUGCUUGGACCUCCAGGAUCUGGCAAGGGGACACAGGCCCCUAUGUUGGCAAAGGAGUACUGUGCCUGUCACCUUAGCACAGGUGAUAUGCUUCGUGCAGUGGUUGCAUCAGGGUCUGAACUAGGAAGCAAAAUCAAAGGUGUCAUGGACGCUGGUCAGCUAGUAGGGGAUCACCUUGUAGUUGAACUUAUCAACCAGAAUCUUGACAAACCUGAGUGUUCAAAAGGAUUCCUCCUUGAUGGCUUCCCACGCACUGUAGUUCAAGCAGAAAAGCUUGAUGAGCUUCUUGAUCAACGGAAGCAAAAACUGGACUCUGUUAUUGAGUUUGGAAUUGAUGACAAUCUCUUAGUGCGUAGGAUAACAGGACGACUGAUUCAUGUUGCUAGUGGACGAUCCUACCAUGAAGAGUUCUACCCACCAAAGGUUCCCAUGAAGGAUGAUAUCACAAAAGAGCCACUCAUCCGCAGGUCAGAUGACAAUGCAGAAGCUUUGAAAAAGAGGCUAGCUUCUUAUCACAGCCAAACUAAACCUUUAGUAGAUUACUACAGUAAAAGAGGAAUACAUACAUAUGUGGACGCUGCCCAAAAACCUAAUCUAGUGUUUGCAUGUAUACAAGCUGCAUUUGGAAAAUCAAAAGCAACCUCUCAUCUUUGAUGACAAACUCAAUAGGAAAUAUGAUGUACCAAUGAAAUAAAGCCAUCUCCACAAUUCUUAACAAAAGCCCACGCCCCUUGGAUGAGGUUCAAUAGCAAUAAAUAUGUACAUGUAUAAUGUAUAUACAAUUUCUUUUUCUUUGAAGUUGAAAUAAUUUCAGAGACAAAGGAAUUGUUUGAAUUUAAAUUUUAAAGAACUUAAUGAUGAACAUUCAAAUACAGGUUAGGAUAUUGCUUAGGAUAAUAUUUAUUUCAAAAUCAUGAUUUUAAAAAAAUGAUGUUUAUUUGGAUGAGAAAGGUUGGUAGGCAUUGGUGCCUUCAUUGUGAAUUAGUAUUAACUGAUAUGAAUACUGUAAAACAUGAAAUCUUGAAAGUUGUUACCAUACUCAUCAAUGGAGCAUUCAGUGAAAUUAACAUGUUCUACAGUAUUCACUGGUUAUAAUAACAU